Messenger RNA from Maniola jurtina (meadow brown), 1482 nucleotides. RefSeq lists its product as uncharacterized. The record is from RefSeq and is a predicted model, not a curated record. The transcript is spliced from 9 exons. Bases 67 to 1449 code for a protein of 460 amino acids. Lineage: Eukaryota; Metazoa; Arthropoda; Insecta; Lepidoptera; Nymphalidae.
AUCAGUAUGUAAUUGAGCUUUAAACAACCGACUCAUAUUUUUACGGAGACGAUUGUUAUUACAAAAAUGAUUCGUUUCAAUUACUUUUUGGUUGGACUGAUCGGCUAUUUGGUUGCUGAAUCUAAUGCAGGUGUUGCAUCAUUCAUCAAGCCCUGCAAAGCAGAUGACAAGGCAUGCAUUACAGCCAGUUCCCAAGCAGCGCUCUCAACCAUGGUCAAUGGUAUACCUGACCUAGGAGUCCCCACCAUUGAUCCCAUGAUCAUUGACUCUGUACGAUCUGAUGGAAAUGACUUGAAACUUGGAUUCAGAGAAAUUACAGUCACCGGUGUUAGAAAAUGCAAGAUUCUAGGAAUGGAACGCAACACAGAGAAAAGUACCAUGACCUUGGUAGCUGAAUGUCCUCUCCACGGCGUUGGCAAAUACGAUCUGAAUGGCAAAAUAGGACCCAUCGUGGCUUAUGGGGACGGCGAUUUCGAAAUUCAUACUAAAAAUGUCAAAUUCACAGUUGAACUUAGAAUCAAGGACAUUAAAAAGAAUGGCCUCAAGCACUGGAAAAUAACCGGUUUCGACUACAGUUACGACUUAGUGGAAAAGGUUCACAUCGACCUGAAGAAUCUGUUUGACGGUGACGAGGAAAGGGCGAAGCCUCUAAAACAAAUUUUGGACACAAAUUCGAACGAGCUCGUACAAGAAAUCGGAAAGGAUCUUAUUAGACAACUCAUAGCGGCGUAUGUGGGGGCCUGCGAGAAAUUAUUCCUCAACGUUCCUGCCAAAGAACUUGAAAUUUCUAUGCCUUUCAUCACGCCGUGUAAACCAAACGAUCAGAAAUGCAUUCUGUCCAGCGGGAAAAAGGCGUUGCCUUUCAUUACCGCUGGUGUACCUGCACUGGGGUUGCCUGUCGUCGAUCCUAUAUUUAUCGAAUCUGCCAGAAGUGAUGGUGCCAAUUUGAAACUCGGCUUCAGAAACAUGAAGAUCACUGGUGUUACCAAAUGCAAGAUUAUUGAACUUGGACGUAAUCCAGGGAAGCAAACUAUGAAGAUGACCGUUGAGUGUCCUCUUACUGGAGUUGGUCAGUACGACCUGAAAGGCAAGCUGUCCUUUAUCGAAGCGUGGGGGGACGGCGACUUUAAAAUCUAUACUGACAAAGUCAAAAUCACAGUUGAAAUCAAAACUAAAGUAAUAGAAAAGAAUGGAAAGAAGCACUGGAAGAUAACCGGAUUCGACUACAGCUACGAAAUGUUAGACAAGGUCUACUUCGAUCUCAAAAAUCUAUUCGGUGGUGACGAUAAACGGGCCCAGCCUUUCCGAGAAGUCCUCGACCACAGUUGGAAGGAGAUGAUUGACGAAGUAGGCGGCCCCAUCAUCAAGCAACUCAUAGGUAAAUACGUGGACGUCGCCAAGGCGUUCAUGCUAGCCGUCCCGGUUAACGAACUCGAACUUCAACCAUAACUUAUCAAACGAAUUAAACAUGUAUUUUGACAA